UGGCAGAGAAGGCACAGAUACAAGAAGCGAUUAAAGUCCAAGGUGAAGUUGUGCGGAAGCUGAAGUCAGAGAAGGCUAGCAAAGAGCAGUGAUAGGGUUGCUUACCACUUUUCUCCUGUUCUUCCUGCUAACCCCGGAUGACCUCGGCCUGCCCCCCCCCCCCCUUCAUCACCAUCAUCUACCUCACUGCUGAACCCAACCCCCCUGGACAUCACUGAUCAACUCACUUCCUGGAUCUACCUCUACCGACCGUUGUGAUUGGCUGCUGUGGCUGCUCCUGUACGACACCACUGAACACUGCUGUUCCCAUGAUGCACUCCUGAACUUUUGCCUGUCCAAUUAUUGGACUUAUUUUUUUCCGGCCAUGUUGUGUGUUCGUGCUUGCUCGGGUCUGAUUCGGACUGCGAUGCGUGUCCGAACUCUGCAUUCUUUCCCUGGGAUCACUGUGGCUCAGAUCGAUGAAGAGGUUUCCAAACUGCUGCAGCUGAAGGCUCAAAUCGGAGGAGAUGAUGGAAAACACCAGUUUGUUCUCAAGACGGCAAAGGGAACGAGGGACUACAACCCCAAGCAGAUGGCCAUCAGAGAAAAAGUGUUCAACACCAUCCUCGGCUGCUUCAAACGCCACGGUGCAGAGACCAUCGACACGCCUGUUUUUGAACUAAAGGAAACGUUGACAGGAAAGUAUGGAGAAGACUCAAAGCUCAUCUAUGACCUGAAGGACCAAGGAGGAGAGCUGCUGUCCCUCAGAUAUGAUCUCACUGUGCCCUUCGCUCGCUACCUGGCCAUGAACAAGAUAACAAACAUCAAGCGUUACCACAUCGCUAAAGUGUAUCGCCGUGACAACCCCGCCAUGACUCGGGGACGUUACCGAGAGUUCUACCAGUGUGAUUUUGACAUCGCAGGGCAGUAUGACGCCAUGAUUCCAGACGCUGAGUGUCUGAAGAUCGUCUACGAGAUCCUCAGUGAGCUGGACAUCGGAGACUUCCGGAUCAAGGUGAACGACAGACGCAUCCUGGACGGGAUGUUCGCUGUGUGUGGUGUUCCAGACGACAAGUUCCGCACCAUCUGUUCAACAGUGGAUAAACUGGACAAGAUGCCGUGGGAGGAAGUGAGGAAGGAGAUGGUGAGUGAGAAGGGUCUCUCAGAGGAGGCUGCGGACCAGAUCGGGGAGUACGUCAGUUUACAGGGUGAGACUCCCAACUCACAGACAUCAGUGAUAUGUUGUCAGUAAAGUAUUCACUCCAAA
Messenger RNA from Notothenia coriiceps (black rockcod), 1246 nucleotides. It is a transcript of the gene hars, whose product is annotated as histidyl-tRNA synthetase. The transcript has 9 exons. Bases 365 to 1231 code for a protein of 288 amino acids. NCBI's taxonomy places the organism in Eukaryota, Metazoa, Chordata, Actinopteri, Perciformes, Nototheniidae. Gene Ontology annotation, cellular component: mitochondrion; cytosol. Gene Ontology annotation, biological process: histidyl-tRNA aminoacylation; mitochondrial translation. The record is from RefSeq and is a predicted model, not a curated record. Gene Ontology annotation, molecular function: ATP binding; histidine-tRNA ligase activity; identical protein binding.